Molecule: messenger RNA, 1081 nt
Organism: Hibiscus syriacus
Lineage: Eukaryota; Viridiplantae; Streptophyta; Magnoliopsida; Malvales; Malvaceae
Product: CBL-interacting serine/threonine-protein kinase 3-like
Exons: 11
Coding region: 182-1081 (299 amino acids)
Biological process (GO): protein phosphorylation
Molecular function (GO): ATP binding; protein kinase activity
Source: RefSeq, a predicted model, not a curated record
GACUCUUUAUGCCUCUACCCAUCUCUGGUGAAAUCAAAUCAAGCUCCAAACUUGAUUUGUUAUUCUGGCUGAAUAGGCUUGAUUCCUGCUGCUAUGGAAUCGAUCAUUUGAAGAAAAACAGAGAAAGCCUCUGCAAAUUCUCAUAGUAGAACAAGUUUCAAGCCAUAGAGUUUAAAGAGGCAUGAGUCAACCGAGAAUCAAGCGUUGUGUGGGAAAAUAUGAGGUGGGAAGGACUAUUGGGGAGGGGACAUUUGCUAAAGUGAAGUUUGCAAGAAAUUCUGAGACGGGAGAGCCUGUGGCACUUAAGAUCCUUGAUAAAGAGAAGGUUCUCAAGCACAAGAUGGCUGAGCAGAUCAAGCGUGAAAUAGCAACAAUGAAGUUGAUAAGACACCCAAAUGUUGUCCGUUUAUAUGAGGUAAUAGGAAGCAAGACAAAGAUAUUUAUUGUUUUGGAGUUUGUCACCGGGGGAGAGCCCUUUGACAAAAUUGUAAACCAUGGACGGAUGAGAGAAGAUGAGGCACGGAGAUACUUCCAGCAGCUCAUUAAUGCUGUUGAUUAUUGCCAUAGCAGGGGUGUUUACCAUAGGGACCUUAAGCCUGAAAAUUUGUUGUUGGAUGCUUACGAUAACCUCAAAGUUUCUGACUUUGGAUUGAGUGCAUUAUCCCAGCAAGUCAGGGAAGAUGGUCUCCUUCACACGACCUGUGGGACACCAAAUUAUGCUGCUCCUGAGGUUCUUAAUGAUAGAGGUUAUGACGGGGCGACCGCAGACCUCUGGUCAUGUGGCGUGAUACUCUUUGUGUUGCUUGCAGGUUACUUGCCUUUUGAUGAUUUUAAUCUUAUGAACUUGUAUAAGAAGAUUUCAGUGGCUGAAUUUACUUGCCCCCCUUGGCUAUCUUUUAGUGCAAUGAAAUUGAUAACUCGAAUCCUCGAUCCAAACCCGAUGACCCGCAUCACCAUUCCGGAAAUUUUGCAAGAUGAAUGGUUUAAGAAAGACUACAAACCUCCCGUGUUUGAGGAGAAAGUCGAUACGAACUUAGAUGAUGUAGAAGCUGUAUUUAAGGAUUCUGAAGUAAGUGGAUGA